Molecule: messenger RNA, 1741 nt
Organism: Lonchura striata (white-rumped munia)
Lineage: Eukaryota; Metazoa; Chordata; Aves; Passeriformes; Estrildidae
Source: RefSeq, a predicted model, not a curated record
AUGUCGGAUAUUGCAGGACCAAGUCUCCUACUUGCAGAGAGCCAUGAUAUAGUUCAAGCACUUCAGUUUUAUGUGUUGCUGGAUGAUAUGAAAGAGGGAGCAGCAGGGUACAGAGAAGGUAGAUCUAAGGGAAACCAGUCUGUGGAUAAGGAGAAGAGACAUUCUUCUCCAGAGGAGGCCUCUGUCAAACUCCUUGCUGAGAAUUUUCACGCCAUUAUUUACAGUUCCCUUUGUCUUUGGUCCACUGUUCACUUAUCUAGCCUGCAAGUCUCUCAGCAGGGGGAAAGCCAGAGACGUUUGUACAGAGAUCUGCUGCGGAACUACAAUCGUCUGGAACGACCUGUGGUGAAUGACUCCCAGCCGCUCGUAGUCGAACUCCAGCUUUCCUUGCUGCAGAUAAUUGACGUGGACGAGAAGAAUCAGGUGUUGAUCACCAAUGCUUGGCUGCAGAUGUCCUGGGUUGAUGUUUACUUGUCUUGGGAUCAAUAUGAAUACCCAGGAGUGCAGAACUUGAGAUUUCCUGCUGACCAGAUUUGGGUACCAGACAUUCUUCUGUAUAACAGUGCAGAUGAAAGAUUUGAUGCGACAUUUCAUACAAAUGUGCUGGUGAACUACUCUGGAUCCUGCCAAUAUAUUCCUCCAGGCAUUUUGAAGAGCACAUGUUACAUUGAUGUCCGCUGGUUCCCCUUUGAUGUGCAGAAGUGUGAUUUGAAGUUUGGCUCCUGGACUCACAGUGGCUGGUUGAUAGACCUGCAGAUGCUCGAGGCUGAUAUUUCCAACUACAUCUCAAAUGGAGAAUGGGAUUUAGUGGGUGUCCCAGGGAAGAGGAAUGAGAUGUACUAUGAAUGCUGCAAAGAGCCAUACCCAGAUGUGACGUACACCAUCACCAUGCGUCGCCGCACCCUCUACUACGGCUUGAACUUACUCAUUCCCUGUGUUCUCAUAUCUGGCUUAGCACUGCUUGUAUUCCUUUUGCCAGCUGAUUCAGGGGAGAAGAUUUCUUUAGGUAUUACUGUCCUUCUUUCCCUGACUGUAUUCAUGCUGCUUGUGGCUGAGAUCAUGCCUGCAACUUCUGACUCUGUCCCACUAAUAGCUCAGUAUUUCGCUAGCAUCAUGGUCAUCGUUGGUCUGUCUGUGGUGGUAACAGUGCUGGUUCUGCAGUUUCACCAUCAUGACCCCCAAGCAGGAAAGAUGCCCAAAUGGCCCCUCUCCUGCAAGUACAGCUACUCCAAGCAGCAGCUGAGCGUGAACAGCCUGGACGUGAACGCCCUGCCCGGGCACCAGCCCAGCAAUGGCAACUCCAUCUACAGCUACCACGGCGUGGAGAGCCCGUGCUGCCCGCAGCAGAACGACCUGGGCAGCAAGGCAGGGAAGGUGACCUGCCCCUUGGCAGAAGACAUCGAGCUUGUGCAAAAGAAAGCUCUAAUGGACACCCUUCCAGUGAUGGUGAAAAUCCUGGAGGAAGUCCAGUUCAUAGCCAUGCGGUUCAGGAAGCAAGACGAGGGUGAAGAGGUCUGCAGUGAGUGGAAGUUUGCAGCUGCUGUCAUAGACAGAUUAUGUCUGGUUGCAUUUACCCUCUUUGCCAUCGUUUGCACAUUUACAAUACUCAUGUCUGCUCCAAAUUUUAUAGAAGCUGUUUCAAAGGAUUUUGCAUAAGGUUUUCAAAGAUGAGCAUGACAAUAAAAAAGUGAAUAUUGCCAGUAAUUUUACUAGAUAAUUUAACUCAAAUAGAGAAGUGUAC